UGGCUUUCUUUCUCACAAGUGUCUAGACACCGGUAUUUAUUAGUUGAUUUACAGCACAUUUUAAUAUAGCUAAUAAGUACAGACACACUCUUAAAGUGCCAGGUAAGCAUUCAGCCACGCCCACUGCUGAUGCCGCCGAACCACCAACCAAUCAGGAGCCAGUGGAGAUCAGACACUCAUCUUCGACCGAUCAGGAUCAACGGAGGCCCUCAUCUGAAGGCUCACAACCCAGUGAGGAGAAGCGAUCAGAGGACUACGACUCCAGUUUGUCUGAUCUCCUGCCACACUACAGUCCUGCUGCGAGAGCGGACAGAAGCAGCGUCUACGAGGCCAUGGCAGCGUCCAGACACACCGUCCUGUACGAGAACUGUGUCCAGUGCAGGAGAGGAGAGGACAGCUGCCGGCUCCUCAGACCAGCUCCUCCAUCCAGAGACGCGUUUGUCCAGGAACUGAGGAGAAACAUCUCAGAGUCCUCCUGCUCCUCCACAGUCUCUCUGCAACGAAUACCUGAAGAAGAUGACAGAGAGAGAAAAUGGGCAGAGAAAGGAAGAAUGGAUCCUGCCUAUGAAAUCAUGGACAGCCGAUCAUCAGACAGGAGCCUAGAGGAGGAGCGCAGCAGGUACGAGCUCAUGACGGGCUCACAGAAGACCUCUCCUCAUCUGACUGAAGCUCUGUCGGACAGAGUCAGAGGAGACGUGGUGACAUACGUUAAUAUCCCCACCAGCCCCACGGCCAAAAAACAGCUGCAUUACAUGGAACUAGAUCUGCAGGAGUCCAGCGCCGCCGUCAGAGGUAAAAGCUCCAGUAAAUACGCUCAGAUUGAUAUCACAGUGACGGAGGCGGCUCACAGAGCGUGUUCCCAGCAUGCACUGGGGCGGGAGGAAGGCCUACAGAGACUGGAGCAGCAGAGGAGACGACGAGGACUUCCUCACACUGAAGAUCGACUCUUCUCUUGACAAACUGACCAAAACACUUGCAUCAGUCGAGACAGUGAAACACAGAAUGUAGCGUAGUGUCGUGUCUAGUGUAGUAGUAUGUAGUAUAGUACAGUGUCAUCAUGUCAAACUCACUAUGUAGUGAACACAGCAGAGCAUGUGAGCGAAGCAGCGCUC
Carassius carassius (crucian carp) is the source of this 1112-nucleotide messenger RNA. RefSeq lists its product as uncharacterized. The transcript is spliced from 5 exons. Gene Ontology annotation, biological process: neuromuscular junction development; positive regulation of protein tyrosine kinase activity. The record is from RefSeq and is a predicted model, not a curated record. NCBI's taxonomy places the organism in Eukaryota, Metazoa, Chordata, Actinopteri, Cypriniformes, Cyprinidae. Gene Ontology annotation, molecular function: protein kinase binding. Bases 333 to 956 code for a protein of 207 amino acids.